CCAACCUGCCUCCAGCCCUCCUCCUUCACCUGCUCAGUGCCCCUCUCCUGUCCCCAGCCCACCCNUCCACCAUCCCCGUCCUCGUCCCAGAAGCUUAAAAGGCUCCCCCCAUGUAAUCAACAGCUUGACUGUACUAAUGAGCAGCUACCAGCCCCCCAGGAGUUUCCAGGAGUCCUCACAGGAGGAAGAAUGGAGAAACCGCCUGGUUCCUCCUGCACGUUUACACCUGAACCUCCAGCUGCAGGUUCCUGCACUUCACCCUCAGUCAUCGAGGAGGAGAAAGAGGCAGAGGAACUGAAACCCUCCCUGGUUGAGGAGACUCACGUUAAACUUCAUGAGAGGCAGGAGGAACGUGUGGUUCUGGGGGGGUCCAGACAAACAGAGCUGCUACAUUCAGCCAGGGCGCUCCGUCCCUCCGCUUCUUCCUGUUCUGUUGACACCACUGUGGACAGAAACUUGGGAGACUUUUCCUCUGGGAUACAGCUCCUCCUGCAGGAGGAGGGCGUUGACUACAACUCCCAUCAGCCCUCAGCUUUACACUCAGAAACCUCCACAUCUUUCAGGAUGCUCCCGUAUGCACCCAUACCCAGGCUUUCUCAUUAUGUGACCUUCUACAACCCCAGCCCCCCGGUCCAGGACUACGUGGUUUCUCUGCAGAGCAGCUUCAGCGGCAUGAUGGCGACAUUUGAGGGCAUCCAUGCAAGCCAGAAGGCGGAUGCAGGCCACACUGACGCCUCGCUGGCAAGCACUGUCCAGGAUUUUGUGGCAAGCGUCCGCGCCGCCAAUGCCCCGACAGGAAGAGACGACGCCUCCUCUGUCUGCAGUGACCAUGCCGAGCUCCUCGCUGGAGGCGAACUGUGGCAGUCUGAGUCAGCAGACUGGAGCCCGCAUCCUGGAGUCGCAAUGCUGGAUCUUUCCUCUGGAUCCGGAUUAGUCUAUGAGUCUGCCAAUGUCAUGGAGACCGGCAUAAAGAGGACUGAAAACACCAGGCCGAACGCCAGCAUCACUCAUGAAGUAGAGAAAGAUGUCCCUACUGGACCUUGGCCCACUCCUUCAGAACAUCCCUGUAAGCCAUGUUCCAGCGCCGCUCCAGCACCAGAACCUGAACUCUCCCCAGAGACCGCUCCGUCCUCCAAAGACCUGAACUCUGUGAUCCACCAGCUGCAGCCGGACGUGUUAAACAACCUGCUGGAGAUCAUCAAGGACAUUAAGAAGAACUCCCCCCAGUUCUACAUCCACUGUCCCGAGCCGAGAGACCGGGUCUGUGAGGAGGUGAAGGAAUUACUGCUGAGACUCGGCAACGUCCAACAAAGUCCGGUUGACUUCCUGAGUCAGGAAAGCACGGAAACUGGACUGCUGGUGGUCGUAAGAAACAAAGAUGUCGCCGCACACGUGCACGAGGUUUGUCCUUCUGUCUUUGCUGACACCGCCGUCUGAACGACACUCAAACUCAUGGAGGAGAAUAAUAAUAAUAAUAAUAAUACAUUUUAUUUAUAUGGCGCCUUUCUUGGCACUCAAGGUCGCCUCACAGUACAUAAAAGCAUAAAACACAACAAUACCAUACAAAUAAAACAGCUAAAUAACAAACAGUGAGUCAACAGUUAAAACUACAGGAAGGUGUCAGGUAUUGAAUGCACUGCAAAAGAGGUUUGUUUUCAGGUGUU
Molecule: messenger RNA, 1664 nt
Organism: Oryzias melastigma (Indian medaka)
Lineage: Eukaryota; Metazoa; Chordata; Actinopteri; Beloniformes; Adrianichthyidae
Product: protein TASOR
Exons: 3
Coding region: 190-1437 (415 amino acids)
Biological process (GO): negative regulation of gene expression, epigenetic
Cellular component (GO): nucleoplasm
Source: RefSeq, a predicted model, not a curated record